Molecule: messenger RNA, 792 nt
Organism: Suillus subaureus
Lineage: Eukaryota; Fungi; Basidiomycota; Agaricomycetes; Boletales; Suillaceae
Product: putative methyltransferase-domain-containing protein
Exons: 6
Coding region: 1-792 (263 amino acids)
Source: RefSeq, a predicted model, not a curated record
AUGUCGGCUAUAAUUCAACCCACAUCGUUGCUAUUCGACAAUUCACCUGAACCGGUAGCAAGCUUAAAUGAGUUUGCUCUAGACGAGGCUCUCGACGCAUUAGAUCCCUUACGACAUCUCAGGACAGACGCCAGCGACUCUACUCGAGAUACCGUUGUCGUACCUUCACAGCCGCGAUCUAUCCUCGAUGAGACGAUCAGAUUGACUUUUCCUGCGGACUCCCCGCUUGUGUCGAUAUCACUCAAGGUUGAUGCAUCUCAUGGUUGUGGUGGCAUUGCUUGGCCAGCUGGUGAGGUCCUAUCAAAUUACAUCGCAUUUCGGGGCAUUGGGUAUCUUCAAGGCAAGAAGAUUGUCGAACUCGGUAGUGGAACGGGACUGGUUGGUCUUGUAGCAGGCGCACUCGGUGGUACAGUCUGGAUCACCGAUCAAGCCCCGUUAUUGGGUAUUAUGCAACAAAAUGUGACGUUGAAUGGUUUGCAGUCCUGUGUCUCCGUUCGUGAACUCAAUUGGGGAGAGACGCUGUCCUCGGACAUACCUCCUCCUGAACUGAUCCUCGCAGCAGACUGUGUUUACUUUGAGCCUGCUUUCCCUCUUUUGGUCCAGACCUUAUCAGAGAUGGCCAUCGGUGGUAGUACAGAAAUUUUGUUUUGUUACAAAAAGAGACGCAAGGCAGACAAACGGUUCUUCACAAUGUUGAAGAAGAAAUUCAGUUGGGAAGAGGCAUACGACCCAAAUCGCGAAGUUUACAAUCGUGAAGCCAUCUCGCUUCUAACUCUUACAAAGCGGCCGUGA